AUGAUCCUCUCUAUUGUGAUUUCUUCUUUUCCUCCCAUCAAAACCUCCAAAUCUGCUCAUCAUUGUCUGCUUAUUCUAUCAUUCUCUACUCCUUUCGAUUUCCAAUCGAAGGUGGUGGUAGAAGAAGAUGGUGGGCCAGUGGUUGCACGCCCAAUCGUCUUUACAGCUGUGACACUACUUGAUUAUGGUGUCGGUAAUGUUCAAAGUAUUAGAAAUGUAAUCCGGUAUCUAGGUCUCGAUAUCAAAGGUGUUGAAACACUGGAAGACAAUAUGAAUGCAAAGCGCCUUAUUGUUCCUAGGGUUGGAGCAUUUGCUGCAAUGAUGGAUGUCUUAAAAAACAACGGUGCUUUGCCUUGCCCUUCCUUCAUCAUCAUCAUCUCAUUGUUGCCCUGCGCUAUUCCAAAUUCAAACAUGGAAGACGACAAACACGAACGGAAAUCAUUCAAAGAAUUAGGAUUAGUUGAACAAUUAAUCGAGGCUUGCGAUCGUUUAGGCUGGAAAAAUCCUUCCAAGAUUCAGGCCGAAGCCAUUCCUCAUGCACUUGAAGGGAAGGACUUAAUUGGGUUAGCACAAACUGGUUCUGGUAAAACUGGAGCUUUUGCUCUUCCGAUUCUUCAAGCCCUGUUGGAGGCGGCGGCUCCACCUGUUCAUCACUCCUUCUUUGCCUGCAUCCUUUCUCCCACAAGGGAACUUGCAAUUCAAAUCGCUGAGCAAUUUGAGGCCUUAGGGUCAAGCAUUAGCUUAAAGACUGCAGUGCUUGUUGGAGGGGUAGACCAUGUACAACAAAGCAUCACCCUUGGAAAACGACCACACAUUAUUGUUGCGACACCUGGACGUCUAGUGGAUCAUUUAUCUAACACUAAAGGCUUUUCUCUUCGCACGAUAAAGUACUUGGUUUUGGAUGAAGCAGACAGAUUGCUAAAUGAGGAUUUUGAAAAAUCACUUGAUGAAAUCUUAAACGCCAUUCCUCGUGAAAGGAGAACAUACUUGUUCUCUGCUACAAUGACUAAGAAGGUGCAAAAGUUGCAAAGAGCUUGUCUAAGAAACCCUGUAAAGAUGGAAGUGGCGGGUAAAUAUUCUACUGUGGACACGUUGAAGCAGCAGUUGCGUUUUGUGCCAGCUAAGCACAAGGACUGUUAUCUUUUAUAUAUUUUACUUGAAAAAUCUGAGAGCACAUCAAUGGUGUUCACACGUACAUGUGAAGCAACGCGUCUUUUGGCUUUAAUGCUUUGUAACCUUGGUUUAAAUGCAACCCCAAUUUCUGGUCAAAUGACUCAGACAAAAAGGCUAGAGAACUUGAGUAAGUUCAAGGCUGGGAUCUGUACAAUUCUAAUAUGCACUGACGUGGCAAGUAGAGGACUUGAUAUUCCUUCUGUUGAUAUGGUUAUAAAUUACGAUAUCCCCACAAACUCAAAAGAUUAUAUACAUCGAGUGGGAAGAACAGCACGUGCUGGGAGAUCUGGGGUUGCUAUUUCAUUGGUGAAUCAGUAUGAGCUGGAGUGGUAUAUUCAAAUAGAGAAGCUUAUUGGUAAAAAGUUACCUGAGUUUGAAGCACAAGAGGAGGAGGUUUUGUUAUUCUUGGAACGUGUCACUCAGGCUAAACGCCUAUCGCUCAUGAGCAUUAAGGAAGCGGGAGGGCAUAAGAGGAGGAGGGAGGAGGAUGUGGGUCACAAGUUCCAUGGGAAUUGAAGAAUAACAAGUCUAAACGCAGAUAGAUUUGGAUUCGUGUAAUUUCACACUUUUGUUAUGAGGAUUCAGGAGGCUUCUUCAGUUUUAUAAUUCUAUAGUAUUUGGAGGAGGGAAUUUGUAAAUUUUAUUCUAGGUUUUAUUUUAAGGAUUAUCAACUUUUGUUUAGGGAUUUUAUGUGAAUCUCAUUUUUGGUUUUGUUUUUCUAUGCGUUUUUAGUUUCAUAGAG
Lactuca saligna is the source of this 1915-nucleotide messenger RNA. Lineage: Eukaryota; Viridiplantae; Streptophyta; Magnoliopsida; Asterales; Asteraceae. The record is from the annotation of a GenBank genome assembly.